This is a messenger RNA of Arachis ipaensis, 654 nucleotides long. RefSeq lists its product as uncharacterized. Lineage: Eukaryota; Viridiplantae; Streptophyta; Magnoliopsida; Fabales; Fabaceae. The record is from RefSeq and is a predicted model, not a curated record.
AUGGGAGCCACCCCUUUCACCGAAAAGAUCCUAAGAGCAAAGCUUUCCAAGGGCUUCAACAAUCCCACGGACAUGAAGUACGAUGGAACCAAGGAUCCCCAGGAACAUCUAACGGCCUUCGAAGGCAGGAUGAAUCUGGAAGGGGCCGCCGACGCGGUCCAAUGCAGGACCUUCCCAGUUACCCUGGCUAGACCCGUGAUCAAAUGGUUUAACACCCUUCUAAACGGCACCAUAGCCAACUUUCACGAUAUUUCGAUGAAAUUUAUGACCCAGUUCACCACCAGAAUCACCAAGGCCAAACACCCCAUCAGCUUGCUGGGGGUCACCCAAAGGCAGGAUGAAUCCACGAGAAAAUACAUGGACCGGUUCAAUGACGAGUGCCUAAUAGUCGACGGACUAACGGAUUCAGUCGCAAGUCUCUGUCUGACCAAUGAACUCAUGAACGAAGACUUCCGAAAAUAUCUCACCACCAAAUCGGUUUGGACCAUGCAUGAAAUUCAAAGCGUCACAAGGGAAUAUAUAAACGACGAGGAGGUGAGCCAAGUCGUAGCUGGCAACAAAUGGCAAAACGGCAACGUGGCACCUCGUCAACCCCCUCCCCCACCACCAAGGAAAAAUCAAAAGGAACACUCCAAACCGGCAAACACCAACUGA